Moneuplotes crassus is the source of this 538-nucleotide messenger RNA. The record is from the annotation of a GenBank genome assembly. Lineage: Eukaryota; Ciliophora; Spirotrichea; Euplotida; Euplotidae.
AGUUUUAUGAACUCCAACACCGCAUCGGACAAAUUUUGGAAUGAUUCUGAUUGAACCGUCUCAGAAGACUACAAUGAAUCUCCAUCUACAAAUAAUGUGUACAAGUGGCACAGCAGAGAGAGUAUCCUUGUUAGUAAUAAUAAGGGAAAUCAAAACUCCAAUAGAGGGAUAUCCGAAAUUAAGAAGAUAGAGAGAAUACCAAGUUUGGAAAAACCGAGUAUCAUUAAUUCAAACCAACAGUCACACUCUUGAAAAGCUAGUUCUCAACCAGAGUUCAGAUUAGCACUUAAAGAAGCUAAGAAUGCUAAUGAAUUAACUAAGACUAAGAAGGUUAAAAAAUUCACCUCAUUAAGAGUAUUUUCUACAUUUAAGAAAUCUUCAGAAGCGAAUUCUUGGAAGGAAAAAUGAAACAACAAACAAAAGAUUGACUCUCCUCGGAUGAUGAUGACUUUGAGAAAUAUGUCAGAGCCUACAGCUCGUCGCCAAUUGGCUAUUUCUCAAAAUUUAUUAAUAAUUCAUACUUAAAACUAUCAUUUAA